AUGGCUCGCAAGAAGGUGGCCAUCGAGUACAUCGCGAGCGACCCGACCCGGAAGGCGACGGCGAGGAAGCGCGACAUGGGGAUCAAGAAGAAGGCCGGGGAGCUGUCGGUGCUGUGCGGCGUGGACACGUGCUACAUCAUGUACCGCGAGGGCGGGGCCUCCCCGCCGGAGGUGUACCCGUCGGUCCCGGAGGCGAUGCGCGUCAUCGACCGCUUCAGGGCCAUGCCGGAGCUGGACCAGUGCAAGAAGAAGAUGGACGGGGAGGACUACGUCCGGGAGCGCAUCGCCAAGAUCCAGGAGCAGCUGCGCAGGGCGCAGCGCGACAACCGCCAGCUCGAGACCAUGCUGCUCCUCCACGACGCUCUGGCCGGCCGCCGUCAGGGCCUUGCCGGCGUCGCCAUCGAGCAGCUCGUCAGCCUGGGCUGGAUGGCGGAGAGCUACGUCAAGAAGGUGAGCGACUGCAUCGCGUACAGGAGCAUGCAGCAGCAGCAGCAGCAGCAGCUGCUGCUGCCGCUGCAGCACGCCGGCGUGCAGGCUGAGCCGCCGCAUUACGCCGCUGCCACAGUCGCCGGCGUGGAGGCGCCGCACCAGCAGUUAUAA
This is a messenger RNA of Triticum turgidum subsp. durum (durum wheat), 600 nucleotides long. The record is from the annotation of a GenBank genome assembly. Lineage: Eukaryota; Viridiplantae; Streptophyta; Magnoliopsida; Poales; Poaceae.